AUGGUAAACAAUACCGGAGAUGAACCGCCGUCAUCUCUAGAUGAGUGUGGGUUGAACGCCUCCGAUGUCGAGAAUACAGAGUACGGUGAUUUUUAUUGGAGCAGCUAUGAACAAGGCAUUCUACUAGGUGCAUACUUUUAUGGCUACGUUUGGACUGGAAUACUCGGUGGAUGGAUGGAAAGAAAAUUCGGAGGCUAUAAAGUUUAUGGAACAAGUUUCUUACUCGCCUCCGUCGUCACGAUGCUUACCCCGGCCUCGGCAUGGUGGGGGUUCUGGGCAUGUUUUGCUAUGAGGUUUCUAUUGGGCUUUUUUCAGGGAGUAGUGUUCCCGUCUCAUCAUGGAAUGUGGGGAAAAUGGGCUCCACCACUGGAAAGGAGUAAACUUAUUUCAUAUUCAAGUUCAGGAUUAUUGACUUUGGUAUGGCUUGCAUUCUGGUACUGGUUAGUAUUUGAUGCACCUGAUGACCACCCUCGUAUAUCGGAAAACGAAAGAAGAUAUCUACUUGAGUCUAUCGGUGAAAACGUAGUGGACAAGGGAUGGCAUGUUCCGUGGACGUCUGUGUUCUCUUCGUUACAAGUAUGGGGACUGACAAUUGGACAUUUUUGUCAGAAUUGGGGUCAUUACACAUUACUGACUAGCCUGCCCAUUUAUCUGGAUCAAGUUCUCGGCUUUGGCUUGGCGGCGAACGGUUUUAUAUCAUCUCUGACUUCCCUUACGUUGUGGAUAUUUAUGAUGUUUUACGGAUGGUUAGCUGAUGUUGCCAGACAACGACGUAUCAUGUCUACUAUAUUAGUUCGUAGAUUGCUAGUAUCAAUGGGUAAACUGCGUUUUUACUACUUACUGAAAGUGAUUGUGUACAUUGUUAAUAUGGGAUCUGUGCUAAUAGAGCCUGGUUGCAGCACCCCUGGAUUCAAAGUAAACCACGUGGAGAUUGCCCCAAAAUAUGGAGGUAUAUUGUUCGGAAUAACCAACACGGCAAGUACAAUUGCCGGAUUCCUAGCUCCCCUGGUGGUGGGCAUUCUGACAGACGAUCAGAAUACUAUAGAACAAUGGAGAAUUGUUUUUUGGAUAGCUGGUAUAAUAUACUGCAUUGGUGGCGUUGUUCUCCUGGCUACCCUCAAGGUUGACGUCCUUGAUUGGGCAAUCGAUCCACUAAGUGUAAAGAAAGAAGAUGAGGCAAUUCAGGUCGACAUGGUAGAGCUUGAUUUUAGAACUGGACAUUCAAACGAAAUUUUUCAUGAUGAAGAUAGAGAAACUAUUCCAUGCGUGUCUUCAGAUUUAGUUAUGUAA
Molecule: messenger RNA, 1290 nt
Organism: Saccoglossus kowalevskii
Lineage: Eukaryota; Metazoa; Hemichordata; Enteropneusta; Harrimaniidae
Product: sialin-like
Biological process (GO): monoatomic anion transport; transmembrane transport
Cellular component (GO): apical plasma membrane
Molecular function (GO): transmembrane transporter activity
Source: RefSeq, a predicted model, not a curated record